GGUUAAGAAAAGUAUGUGUGAGAAAAGGAGAGAGAGAGAGAGAGAGAGAGAGGAACUGGACUGCAUUCACUGCUUCGUUCUCUGCCCAAGUGUUUGCCUGUAAUCAGAUUAUCCAAUUCAGGAGUCAUGCCUCGUGGGGAUUUCUCUAUUCGUUUCACAAACCGAGGACGUGGCACGUUCAUCAGAGCAGAGGAGGCUGCUGGCAUUGCUUUCCUGGCGAUUGUCCUUACGGCGCUGUUCAUUCUGGGCUGCUGGUACUACCGCAAACGCAAUGGGUAUAGAACCAUCCAGAACUCCAGAGGCCCGAGUCUAUCCUGGAGGGAACUCGUGAGAUCGGGACAGUACAGUGAACUAGGGGCACCAGGCGAUCAUAAAAUGGCCCUUAAUGAAUUUGGAAACACCCAAUCUGUGUUCCCUAAUGCCCCACCAGCCUAUGAGAAGAUUGCCACUGGACCAUCACCACCACCUUAUUCACCCUAAAGAAGAAUAAUUAAAAAUCAAUCAAUCAAUCUUGACAUAUUUUAACCUUCUGUAGGAUUUUGUCAUUUGUAAACGGCACAAGGGAGGAAGGAAAAAUAUCAAUAAAGCUACAUUAAAAUUCAAACACAUCCAUUUCAACCAGUGCAAAGUUAUUUCUGAGGCGAUCAGCGUUUCUGGCUUUAUGGAGGCGUCGUACAAGUCUCCGCUGAAAUGGAGGAGGAAUACAUUGUGCAUCAUUAGCUGGGUUUCCAUUGCCGUUUUGCCCAAAAUAGAAGCAAUAUUUAAAAAUUUUUUAGACAAAACACAAUUGUGAAUGGUUUGCGUUUCUAUUGAGUGAGGUUAUGAGAUUAAAGCUGGGUUUUCUCCUCUCA
Molecule: messenger RNA, 851 nt
Organism: Neoarius graeffei (lesser salmon catfish)
Lineage: Eukaryota; Metazoa; Chordata; Actinopteri; Siluriformes; Ariidae
Gene: mlana
Product: melan-A
Exons: 5
Coding region: 127-480 (117 amino acids)
Cellular component (GO): melanosome
Molecular function (GO): nucleic acid binding
Source: RefSeq, a predicted model, not a curated record